Thyridium curvatum is the source of this 963-nucleotide messenger RNA. RefSeq lists its product as uncharacterized. The record is from RefSeq and is a predicted model, not a curated record. The transcript is spliced from 7 exons. NCBI's taxonomy places the organism in Eukaryota, Fungi, Ascomycota, Sordariomycetes, Thyridiales, Thyridiaceae. The coding region runs from base 1 to 963 and encodes 320 amino acids.
AUGACCUCACAGCCCCUGUCGGUAGUCGAUCGAGAGGAAGGCGUGGGAGAUCUUGAGAUCCCCACAGACAAGCCGUUGGGUAUCUUGCUUAACGACUUGGGCCCUAUGACACUACACGAUCAACGCACAAGACAUUUUGGCGGCAGCGACAACGCCUUCAAGCCCGAUGGUGUGUAUGGCCUUGAGAACACUGCGAUCAUACCCAUUCAUGAUGCUGCGAAAAGGAAUGCCGCCUCCGUUCGUCAAUCCAAUACUCUUCGAACGAGCCGAGGCCCAGCGAGAACCACCGCAAUGCUGAGCUUUCAGCAGGAAAAGAUCCUAGCAGAGGCGAGUACGACGUCUCCCUACAAUGCGAGAGUUACCAUUGACACAAGUCAGUACCGGCAAUACGACCGUUGGGAAUUAUUAGCGGCGUUUCAGGCGCUGCUAGUCUACUGCUUACUCAGACUCCGAGAUGCUCCGGUUGGGCGAGCAGUCCUUGAUAACUCACUCCUGGACACUGUCAACGCAAUUACUGAUACAUCGGGCACGGAAGUAGUAAGGCUUUGCUGUGGCGGCAUACUUCAGGACCCGAGAGAGGGCUGGAAAACAUGGAUAUAUAUCGAGUCAGCUAGGCGCACUGCACUUGUCUUCCAAAUCCUUGCCCUUUUGGUAGAGACGACAACCUCCAUCUCCCUAUACCCGGCCUAUGCUGGCUACGGACUUGUGCUCUUCCCGCUCCCAAAUCGGACGACUCUCUGGAACGCACGAAGUAUCGAGGCAUGGAACAAUGAAUUUAGCCUUUACCGGGCUGACACUGCCGUGCAUGCACUUGCAAACACGGGCGAUCUGACAGAGAUCGACAAGAUUGAAAGUGACAUACGGUUCAGUCCAAUGGAGUGGGAUAAGUGGCUUGCAGAUGCAGGUGACUUGGGGACGCUGGGCUUUGAAAUUCCCGACAGGACCAACAGAAUAUUCUUCUAA